Messenger RNA from Ceratina calcarata, 411 nucleotides. Its product is annotated as putative ankyrin repeat protein RF_0381. Gene Ontology annotation, molecular function: protein binding. The annotation marks the transcript as partial. The record is from RefSeq and is a predicted model, not a curated record. The transcript has a single exon. Lineage: Eukaryota; Metazoa; Arthropoda; Insecta; Hymenoptera; Apidae.
CAAACGGCGCUAUUAGUGGCCAUUACAGAGGGACACAAAGAUAUCGUACAAAUCUUGUUAGAUCAGGGUGCCGAUGUCAACUCGAAAACUGAAUGGGGCGACACACUGCUCCCUUUUGCUGUGCGAAGUGGACAAGAACAAAUCUGCUGGUUAUUAAUCAAAAGAGGAGCUGACGUGGAUGCCAAAGACCGCAGGGGAUUAACGCCGUUGUAUUGGGCCAUUGAGGAGAGACGUAAAGAUAUCGUACAAAUCCUCGUAGAUGAGGGUGCCGAUGACAUCUUGAAAACUGAAAGGGGCGAGACACUGCUGCAUUUUGCUAUGCGAGAAGGACAAGAAGAAAUUUGCAGAAUUCUAGUCACAGGAGGUGCUGACGUAAAUGACAAAGAUGUAAGUGGAUGCACAGCUUUACAU